AUGUCGGGCAACGGCGGCAGCGGGGACUUCAUCGACGAGAUCAUCGCCGCCUUCAUCGAGAGCGACUCGGAGGGCACGGAUGGCCAGCAAAGGCUCGCACCGUCUGCGUUCUUGUCAGCCGCUGCGUCGUCGGCUGCGGCGUCGUCGGCCCUCUGGCCCAUGGUGGCCGCGCACGCCACUGCGACAAUCGCCGGGACGACAGACGCUGCUCCGAUAGCCCAAGCAGUGCAGGAGACCGGCAUGAUGGACGCGUCGAUGACGGAGGUGGCCCAACACCCCGGCUGCCACGCCAGCCCCGCGCCGAUGGUGAUUGAUAAUGGGCCAGUGGAGGCCAGCAGGAACGCAAGCAGCUGCGUGAGCAGUGCGAGUAGCAGCGGGAUCGGUGCGGGAGUCGGCGGCGGGGGGGAGGGCGGCGACGGCGGUGGUGGCGGUGGCGGCGGUGGUAGUUGCAGUGACAGCGCCGCCGGCGGGGCCGCAGACGAUAUCAUCCCGUUCGAGUGGAUCCGUUGCCGCUGCCCGCUGCGAGCCAUGAUUGUGCCCGUGACGUGCCUGCUUCUCGUCUCCGCUUCCGCCGCCACCGCCACCACCGCCACCACUGCUGCCACCGCCGCCGCGCUCGGCGGCGUGGCUCCUCUCCCCGCUGCCGCCGCCGCGCUCGGCGGUGUGCCUCGUGUGACGAUCGCACCCGGCGUGGAGAUGCCAACGCUGAACUUUGGCUUCGAGUGGAAUCACCGCGCCGCACUCAAGCUCGGCGUCCGCGGCCUCGACACGGCCCUCACGUACACCGACCGGCAGCAGGCCGAGGUUGGCGCGGCGGUGCGUGAGAGCGGCAUUCCUCGCGAAGAGAUCUUUGUCACGUCAAAGAUCCCGUGCUGCCCGUCCGAGUUCACCAAGUCGCUCUGUUUGCUCGCCAAGCGCAACGCGACCGAAAACGCGCUGCACGAUCUAAAGGUGCUCGGGCUGAGCUAUGUCGACCUGCUUUUGGUGCACUGGCCGUGCUCCAGCUUCGACGAGACCGUGAAGGCGUACCGCGCGCUCGAGCCGCUAGUGAAGAGCGGCAAGGCGCGGGCCAUCGGCAUCUCGAACUUCAACAGCAGCGCCGUCGAGGCGCUCCUCCCUCGCGUCAAGGUGAAGCCGGCCGUCAACCAGUGCGGCUACAGCAUCGGCGGCCACUCCGAGGCGACGCAGCUUUGGGGCCGCGACGACGCGACCCGACAGACGUGCCGCAAGCACGCCGUCCACGACUCCGCCUACCCGGUGGCACUGCGCUGGGUGCUGCAGCGCGACGUGGUCGCCGUCACAUCGUCGGACAAGCUCUCGCACAUCUCGUCCGACUUGGCCGCGCUGGAGUUUGCGCUGACGGACGAGGAGAUGGAGCAGCUGGGCAAGGUAAGGUAA
This is a messenger RNA of Emiliania huxleyi CCMP1516, 1398 nucleotides long. RefSeq names its product putative Aldo/keto reductase family member. NCBI's taxonomy places the organism in Eukaryota, Haptophyta, Isochrysidales, Noelaerhabdaceae. The coding region runs from base 1 to 1398 and encodes 465 amino acids. The record is from RefSeq and is a predicted model, not a curated record. The transcript is spliced from 3 exons. Gene Ontology annotation, molecular function: oxidoreductase activity.